CAGGUCCACGCCGACGCCUCGACGUUUGCCGAGGGGGUAACCAAAGCGGAGGCCUACCAGCAAGUGUUGGACCAGGUUGAGGGGCUCAACCUCUCCAACGCCGCCUCCCUCCUCUGGCACGCCUACAAAUCCCUCCCCUCCCCCAGCAACCAAGUCAACUGGGCCGGCUUCUACACCCACGACCCCCUCUCCCCAACCCACCAAUCCACCCCCACCACCACCUCGACACAAACCCCCACCCAAAAACCCCAACUAAUCCUCGGUCCCUUCCAAGGCAAAGUCGCCUGCCAAACCAUCGCCUACGGCCGUGGCGUCUGCGGCGCAGCCGCCGCCUCGCAAGAAACCCAACUCGUCCGGGACGUCCACGCAUUUCCGGGCCAUAUUGCAUGUGACGGGGCGAGUCGGAGUGAGAUUGUUGUACCUAUUGUUGAAAAGAAAGGGAGAGUGGUGGCGAUUAUUGAUGUGGAUUGUGCGGAGGUGGAUGGGUUUGAUGAUGUCGACCGGGAGUGGUUGGAGAAGUUGGCCAAGGUGAUUGGGGAGGCGUGUGACUGGCCGUAG
Messenger RNA from Dichotomopilus funicola, 558 nucleotides. Its product is annotated as GAF domain-like protein. Gene Ontology annotation, cellular component: cytosol. The annotation marks the transcript as partial. Lineage: Eukaryota; Fungi; Ascomycota; Sordariomycetes; Sordariales; Chaetomiaceae. The transcript has 4 exons. The record is from RefSeq and is a predicted model, not a curated record. Gene Ontology annotation, molecular function: protein binding; L-methionine (R)-S-oxide reductase activity.